AAGUUCAAACAACCUUCAGCUUUAAAUUUCUUCCUCUCUAGCUAGCUAGUCCAUUUCCCUUCAAUACUUCCCACCUUUUACAUUUAACCAUUAGACCGAAUUCGAUCAGAAUUCGGUCCGAUGGUCUUGAGGUUCUAAACUAAAGUAUAAAGAAAAGCUAGAGGAGAAACUUCUCUACAUUAGAGAAUUCUCUGCACAUAUCUUUAUAAUAUUAUUAAGGGAAACAUUUCCUAAUCAGGAAUUGUGAGAACAAUGGAAAAGGUGAUGGGACUGGCUUCAGAGAAGGGGGUAGUGAUAUUCAGCAAGAGUUCGUGUUGCAUGUGCUAUGCAGUGAAAAUCCUAUUCCAAGGAAUUGGAGUGGACCCUCUGGUGUAUGAGCUUGACCAAGACCCUGAAGGCAGGGAAAUGGAAAGAGCUCUGAUGAGGAUGGGGUGUACUGCACCUGUACCGGCUGUUUUCAUCGGCGGAAAGCUGAUGGGAUCUACUAAUGAAAUCAUGUCACUUCAUCUAAGCGGCAAUCUCAGUCAAAUGCUCAAGCCAUAUCAGCAUCAGAGUCUGUCUUAAAUUUUCAGUACUUCAAUGGCUUCAAAUAAUAAGAAGAUUGGCUUGAUUUAGUAGUCUAGUGUGCCCUCUGUAUUAAGUAGUACAAGUAGCUGUUUGUGUUAUCAUGUAUUUCAUUAGCUAGUGUGUAAUAAGUUCAACUUUGUUAAUGAAGUUAAUUAGCAAUUA
Molecule: messenger RNA, 729 nt
Organism: Ricinus communis (castor bean)
Lineage: Eukaryota; Viridiplantae; Streptophyta; Magnoliopsida; Malpighiales; Euphorbiaceae
Product: monothiol glutaredoxin-S11
Exons: 1
Coding region: 253-564 (103 amino acids)
Cellular component (GO): nucleus; cytoplasm
Source: RefSeq, a predicted model, not a curated record